AUGGGAUGUGCUCCGCCAAUGGAGACUGAUGCAGAGCGCACUGCGCAUGUGCGACGCACUGCACUGUUUGAGACGGAAGACUGCGGAGUGUAUCUCCACAUACUGCGAACCACAAGACAAACUCAAGAGAAGUGCAGGAUCAAUGCGGUGUCAAACGGCCAGGUGAGGGGCGACAGCUACAGCGAGGGCUGCUUGGGACAGACAGGUGCCAGAAUUUGGCUCUUCAUCGGGUUCAUGUUGGCGUUCGGGUCUCUCAUCGCCUCUAUGUGGAUUCUGUUUGGUGGUUUUGUUGUGACUGAUCAUAAGGAGUUGUCAGUGUAUCCUGGUAUUGCGGUUUUCUUCCAAAAUGCUUUCAUCUUCUUUGGUGGUCUGGUGUUCAAGUUUGGCCGAACUGAGGACCUCUGGCAGUAAAGAUCCCUUUCCUUCAAUCAAAUCCCACAGUCCAUCAACACACAAUUCCUCUGUACUUAUUGCUGCUUAUUUGCACUCUCUAUUUCUUUCUCUCCCCUUUUCAACUCCUCAGCUGACUCCCGUUCUUAAAUAUGUUCCUCCUUUCUUUGUCUCGUAUCCUGUGUGGCCACACAGGGG
Molecule: messenger RNA, 588 nt
Organism: Sinocyclocheilus grahami
Lineage: Eukaryota; Metazoa; Chordata; Actinopteri; Cypriniformes; Cyprinidae
Product: transmembrane protein 50A-like
Exons: 5
Coding region: 1-411 (136 amino acids)
Source: RefSeq, a predicted model, not a curated record